Molecule: messenger RNA, 2454 nt
Organism: Gaeumannomyces tritici R3-111a-1
Lineage: Eukaryota; Fungi; Ascomycota; Sordariomycetes; Magnaporthales; Magnaporthaceae
Exons: 1
Coding region: 269-2155 (628 amino acids)
Biological process (GO): basic amino acid transport; transmembrane transport
Cellular component (GO): fungal-type vacuole membrane
Molecular function (GO): basic amino acid transmembrane transporter activity
Source: RefSeq, a predicted model, not a curated record
CGAGAUGGACGCAUCAUAACCGUCAUCCAUCCUGCAAGCUGUUGUCGAUCGACGAUUCGUGCGUCAAAGCUUGGCAAACCCAACCCAGAAACUUGUGCAGAUUACGUUUUAAAGACAGGCCCUGCUGGUGGCGUAUUAUUGGCGCAGAAAAGCAGCACUAGAUCAAACGCCCGGCGAACUCUCUCUCGCCCGACCCUUUUUUCCAUCUUUCCACCUUUUCGACAGCCUCUACCUGGAAUCCGGGGUAGAAGACGAAGACAGAAGGCAAAUGCAACAAUUACACCCCAUAGGCGGGACCGCCCCGAUCCGGGGGCGCUCAUCGGUGGACGACGAGGCGGUGGAGGUGGACGAGCAGACGCCAUUGCUGCUGGGGACGGCGACGUCAGCCGAGGACGGAUCCCGCCAUGCCGACAGCGACAGCGAAUCCACCAUCUCGGCGCUGAGCGCGUCGCGGGGCGGCGGCGCCGAGACGUCAUCUUCAGCCUCGUCGCCACUCCUGCCGCCGAGGACCGACUCGGACAUGACGACGCUGCUGGCGGACGACGAAGCAGGCCCAGGCAAGCAUGCCGAUGGCCCGUCAUCGUCCCCGUUCCUGGGCGGCGUGACGACGCGGCAGUUCCGGGCCGUCUUCGCCUGCAUCAUGUUCACCUACUUCGUCGUGCUCUUCGACAGCACCAUUCUGGCGUCGUCGCACCCCGUCAUCACGUCGCACUUUGGCGCCUCGCACUCGGCCUCGUGGUUGUCGACGGCCUACUUGCUCACCAGCACCGCCGUGCAGCCCGUCGUCGGCCGCGCCUCGGACUCGCUCGGCCGCAAGCCGCCGUUCGUCGCGAGCCUGGUGCUCUUCAUCGCGUCCACCCUAGGGUGCGCGCUCGCGCCCUCCAUUGGCUUCUUCAUCGCCGCCCGCGCCCUCGGCGGCGUCGGCGGCGGCGGCAUGAUGACCAUGGCGGCCGUCUGCGUCGGCGACAUGGUCCCUAUCGAGCGCAGGGGCCCCUACCAGUCGUGCCUCAACGUCGCCUACGGCCUGGCCUCCAUGGCCGGCGCGUCCCUGGGCGGGCUCAUGGCCGACACGCUCGGGUGGCGCUGGGAGUUUGGCUGCCAGGUGCCCGCGCUGCUGCUCUGCCUCGCCGUCGUCGUCGCCGUCGUCCCCGCGGACCUGGGCCUGCACCGUAACGGCGGCCGCCGCGAGCCGCUGGCCGAGGCCAUGCGCAACUUUGACGCCAAGGGGUCCGCCCUCCUCGUCGCGUGCGUCGCCGGCCUCAUCCUCGGGCUUGACCUGGGCGGCACCGUGCUGCCGUGGUCGCACCCCUUCGUCGUGACCUGCCUGGCCGGCACGGCCCUCGUGCUCAUCCCGCUCCUCCUCCACGUCGAGGCCCGCGCCGAGCGGCCCGUCAUGCCGCUCGAGCUGGUCCGGCGCGCGCCCGUGGCCAACCUCGUGUUUGCCAACCACAUCGCCGCCUUCCUCACAAACGCCGUCCUCUUCAACGCCCCGCUCUUCUUCCAGGCCGUCCUGCUCGCCUCCCCCACGGCCUCGGGCGCCCGCCUCGCCGUCCCCUCGCUCGUCUCGUCCGCCGCCGGCAUGGCCACGGGCGUCCUCGUCUCCCGCACCCGCGGCCUCAAGUGGGCCCCCGUCCUGGGCGCCUGCAUGUUCCUGGCGGGGACGGCAUCGCUGAGCGCCAUGCGCCGCGGCCUGCCCGACGCCCUCUACGUGCUCUGCCUCGUCCCCGCCGCGCUCGGCCAGGGCCUGCAGUUCUCGGGUACGUUCCUGGCCGUGCUGGGCGCCACCGAGCAGCGCGAGCAGGCCGUCGUCACCACGACGCUGCAGCUGUGGCGCAGCCUGGGCGCCGUCGCGGGAAUCGCCGGCUCCAGCCUGGCGCUGCAGGCGGGCCUGUCGCACUUUUUGGACGUCAACGUGUCGGGCCCGGACAAGGCCCGCGUCGUCGAGGCCGUCCGCCGCUCCGUCGCCGCCGUCGCGCGCCUGCCCGAGCCCUACAGGUCGCAGGUCGUGGCCAGCUACGAGGCCGCGCUGUCGUUGACUUUUGCCUGCUGCGCCGUCCUGGCCGCCGUGUCGGUGUUGCUGCUGCUGCCCAUCAAGCUGCCCAAGCUCAAGCCCGCCGCGCCCAAGAAGCCUGAGCCGCAGCCCGAGGAGGUUUGAGCUUGGCGCACACGUACGCAUCCACACGAGACUCAUUUACGAUUCGGAAUUCCCUUUAUCCUCUUCGCUUCUUCGUACAUGUAUUAUGCAUUUGACAGGUUUUAUGGCGCACUCUAGACAUCGGAAGGGGGUAUAACGGACGGGGUUGGAGUUGUUUUGAUUUAGUCUUUAGAUACUGGGCCCGGUCGGUUUGGCUCAAGGAUGGCCAACGGGCGAUAUCACCGCCAUCGAUACCCAAACUGAAAUCAUAAAUGUAUUAGCCCAUCGCAUCGGCAUCUCGAUAUGAUCGUCCCCUUUGA